AUGGUAGGAAUGCUGCGUUCCGACGGUCGGUCUUAUCUGGACCUGCGACCGCUGGUUGUAGAGCUUAAUCCUCUUCGUAGUGGUCCGUCGUGUCGUCUGACCGUCGCUGGAUCGGCUGACGGCAGCGGCGAUGAAGGCGAGCCAACCUCAGUACAGGCCGUAAUAUAUUUUUUGGCCGAUAAUCGUAACCGUAACACGGUCGGUGCGUAUCAUAGGCCGACAUUUGAGGUCUACGUGCGUCCUCCUAGAGGACCUGUCAAGGGAUACAUCCGCGGCAUGGAGUGUUUGCUUCUAAAAACAUUGCAGAAUCUAGUGGAUGUGUCGUCACUCGGCAAGGUGUUGGUAUCCGUUCGGAUACAGGUGUUGUCGGAAGGCAGCGGUUUGCUAUCCAUGUGUCUUAACGCGUUGGUAACGUGUGCGAUUAUAUCAGGACUAAAAUUGCACGAGAUUCCUCAAGCCGUGCAGUUCGGAAUCCUGCUUCGGAACGGUUCCGGUGGAUUCAUCGCUGACCCUACCCCUGAAGAGCUCCAAAAAAAAUGUAGCGUGGGUGUUACGAUACUUUGUUCGCCUCAGAGUGGCCGUAUCUUUUUGACUACUGUUGACUACGGAGGUGGUGGAUACGAAGAUUUUUUACAAGAGAGGCUAGAGGAAGCGGCGAAACAGCUUGCAAAGAGUCGCUUAAUCGAUAUCAACAACAAGUAUCGUGAGGCAUUCGGUCCGGCGUCUGUUUCGUUUGAUGCCAAUGGGUCGUAG
Molecule: messenger RNA, 753 nt
Organism: Babesia bigemina
Lineage: Eukaryota; Apicomplexa; Aconoidasida; Piroplasmida; Babesiidae
Exons: 3
Coding region: 1-753 (250 amino acids)
Biological process (GO): rRNA catabolic process; poly(A)-dependent snoRNA 3'-end processing; nuclear mRNA surveillance
Cellular component (GO): nucleolus; cytoplasmic exosome (RNase complex); nuclear exosome (RNase complex)
Source: RefSeq, a predicted model, not a curated record